AUGGCUGGAGAAAGCGAUAUUGGUGAUUGGUAUAAGAAUAUCCCAUUUAUAACCAAGCAGUGGUUUACCAUGUCGGUAAUUUUGCCCAUGAUUGGUUGGUUAAAGAUCAUCAACCCGAUGUAUUUUCUCCUGAUAUGGUCGGAAGUUGCUUAUAAAUUUCAGUUACUGAUGACUCCAAUGGUCUUAAGCGUCCUUUAUGUGUGGUGUCAAGUGAAUCGAGAUGUAAUUGUGCAAUUCUUCUUUGGCACUCAAUUUAAGGCGAUGUACUUGCCAUGGGUAUUUGCUAUAUUUAACAUCGUCAUCAGGGGAUCCGGUAAAGAUGAACUAAUCGGAAUUUUUGUUGGCCACGUUUAUUUCUUCCUUGUCUUCAAGUACCCGCAAGAAUACGGUGGACGUCAACUCAUAGGAACACCGUCAUUUCUGUAUCGAUAUUUUCCUAGUAGGCGCGGUGGUGUUAGUGGUUUUGGUGUUCCACCUGCCAGUCGCAGACCCGAAAAUGAAGGCCAAGGCUUUCGGGGCCAUAGGUGGGGUACAGGACAAACACUUGGAGGCAAUUAA
Molecule: messenger RNA, 558 nt
Organism: Trichoplax adhaerens
Lineage: Eukaryota; Metazoa; Placozoa; Uniplacotomia; Trichoplacea; Trichoplacidae
Exons: 5
Coding region: 1-558 (185 amino acids)
Biological process (GO): endoplasmic reticulum unfolded protein response
Cellular component (GO): endoplasmic reticulum membrane; Hrd1p ubiquitin ligase ERAD-L complex
Molecular function (GO): misfolded protein binding; ubiquitin-specific protease binding
Source: RefSeq, a predicted model, not a curated record